GUUAUGUCAUCUUCUCCAGUGAUCGAUCACUGACCUGACCUUCACAUCGCCGAGCUCGUCACGAGAUCCAAAACUCUCAUCUCAAAUGGCGGCAACCUUCCUUCUCUUCCUCAUCCCAAUCAUCCCACUCUCACUCCUCACCAUCCUCUCCCUAAUCACCCGCCCUCGCCCCAUCAAAAUCCCAAUCAAAUCCCGCCACGUCUUCAUCACGGGAGGAUCCAGCGGAAUCGGCCUCGCUCUCGCUCAUCGCGCCGCCUCAGAAGGCGCUCGCGUCUCAAUCCUCGCCCGAUCCGCCUCAAAACUCGAGGAAGCCAAAGAAUCAAUCAAGCUCGCCACGGGAGUCGAAGUCUCAACAUUCUCCGCGGACGUACGCGACUACGACGCCGUUUCGAAGGCGGUAGAGGAAUCUGGCCCCGUAGAUGUGUUGAUCGUGAAUCAAGGAGUGUUUACGGCGAAGGAGCUGGAGAAGCAUAGUGUGGAGGAUGUUAAGUUUAUUAUUGAUGUUAAUUUGGUUGGGAGUUUUAAUGUGGUUAAAGCUGCUUUGCCUGGUAUGAAGGCGAGGCGAGGCGGAGCUUGUUCUAUUGCUCUCGUCUCGUCUCAAGCCGGUCAGGUGGGUGUCUAUGGAUAUGCUGCGUAUUCGGCGAGUAAGUUCGGGCUUCAAGGUUUAGCGCAGUCGUUGCAGCAAGAAGUUAUUGCUGAUGAUAUUCAUGUUACUCUUGUUUUUCCUCCGGAUACUGAUACUCCUGGUUUUGAGGAAGAACAGAAAAGCAGACCUGAGGUCACUGCCAUAAUAGCUGCGUCCUCUGGUUCAAUGAAAACAGAAGAAGUAGCCAGAAAAGCUUUGGAUGGCAUCAAGGCAGGAAAGUUCACAGUCUCAUGUAAUUUUGAAGGAUUUUUACUGGCUCUCGCGACAACCGGCAUGUCUCCUCAGAGAUCGUUUUGGCUUGCUUUUCUUGAAAUUAUCACCGCAGGGCCUAUAAGAUUAGUAGCUCUCUUUUUCCAGUGGGAUUGGUAUAAUGCCAUAGAAAAGUGGAGCAAAACCAAAACACAUAGUAAGCAGCUAACACCUUCAAGCGAUUGACACUGCUUUAUCCCUUACUCUUUUUGCUACUUUAAUUUUGUCUUCUCAUUUGUAAUUCCAGAAAGCUAGAUGGGUAUCUGAGACCUUCUUCUGACAUUGGAGUCUCUCAUUUACUGCCACGCCCAGCUAGUGCUUAGUGGACUAUCCAAUUCAGAUUAUGGACAGAUUCAUGACGGUGUCAUAACAAGUUAUGUUGAGCUUUUUGUAGACUUGUAGUAGCGAAUCUAAAGAUUUGACAUGAAUGUAAUAGCCAGCUACACUGUAUUUUCCCUUUGUCAAGAAGUGAAUGUUUUUCACUGUUUGGUUUAACUCUAAAAAGGUUAAUGAAUCCAGACACAAGCCACA
Messenger RNA from Eruca vesicaria subsp. sativa (arugula), 1426 nucleotides. The record is from the annotation of a GenBank genome assembly. Lineage: Eukaryota; Viridiplantae; Streptophyta; Magnoliopsida; Brassicales; Brassicaceae.